Molecule: messenger RNA, 2734 nt
Organism: Amphiprion ocellaris (clown anemonefish)
Lineage: Eukaryota; Metazoa; Chordata; Actinopteri; Pomacentridae
Gene: cd34
Product: CD34 molecule
Exons: 8
Coding region: 128-1108 (326 amino acids)
Biological process (GO): cell adhesion
Cellular component (GO): membrane
Source: RefSeq, a predicted model, not a curated record
UAUCCUUCUUGUCUGUCCUGCUCACUCAGACCUCACAGGAAACCUCCAACUCCCCCAACCCUCACGCUCACCUUCACUUCCCACACUUUUUACUUCCCGCCGGCUGCGCUGAGUCUGACCAGAGAGGAUGGCUGCAUCCAUGUGGAGAAUGAAUGGGCUCUGCAGAAGGAUGGCUGGAGUUCUGGUGCUCUGCACUCUGUUACUUAGCUGCCAGGUGAUGUGUCAGGACGAUGCAGUAGAAGUUCCAACAGUUGCACCAGCUGCGGACGCCAGUGCUGCAACAGGUGCUGCAGACCCCGGUGACGCUUCAGGUGCCACUGCUGCUCCAGAUGCAGCUGCCGCUCCCACUGUUGCUGCAGGAGGAGAGACUGGUGCUUCUGCUGCUCCUGGAGAUAGCUCAUUCUUAUCUACCAUUAUAAACAUGGCCCUCAAUCCCGGCGUACAGGAUGUAGGCGUCUCGGUGGUGACCGUUGCCCCUGUUAUUGAUGUAAAAGGCACCGCUGCCGUCACAGACAAAGCUGUUAAAACUGUUGUGCCUGAUGUGACGUGUGUUGGAGAGGAACACCGCCCAGAAACUAAUGCCAUCAAGGCUGUAGUAGAUACAAAAGACUGUGAGGCAACAAAACGUAUCAUUCAGGAAAACCCUGCAGCCUGGUGCAACAAGGAAACCUGUCUUCUAGAAAUCUUCCAAGAUGGCAACAAAGUGUCAGUGGCCAGCAAUGAUGCUGACAAGAGUACCUUGCUUAGUGCCCUCCAGAGUAAAAAUUUGAAAGACAAGCUCGGUUUGCCAGAGACGAAAUCGUCAAAUUACUCUGUAUUUGUUGGAAUUCUCAUCACUGGCCUGCUUGCUGCUCUUGCCAUCACUCUGGGUUACUUCAAAUGCCAACGCAGACCUGACACCAAGGGAGUGAAGCUGGCAGAGGAGGCCUAUCCAGUGGAUCAGGAGAAUCAGGGGAACACUCUUGUGUCUGUGGCCCCUCUCAACCCCCCUCCUGAAACCCCGGAGAAGCCCAGCGUAAAUGGAGAGUCCCCCGAGGCCGCAAAGACUCAGCCUCCUCCUCCCACCAACGGCCAUUCCACCACCAAGACGGCAGACACUGAGCUGUGAAAUAGUCCAAAAAUAAUUGCAGCCCAGGAACUACCCCUACAAACGCACUCAUCCAUACUCACACAAACACACACACGUCUAUGCAAACACACCUCCUUUUCUGAAUCCACUCCUGCCCAACCACACAAGAGGCCACAGCAAAGUGGACAUCAGGGACUAGAUCAGUCUCCCACAUCAACACUCCUACAGUUGCUACAGUCCUCUUGCCUCCUCCUUUGGCUAUGUGCCUCAACAAACAUCAGGAAAACUAGUCUGAUGACGACAAUAACGGCAAAGAUGAAUGAUGUCGGUGAUGACGAAGGCUCAGUCCCUGGGUUGUUGACGGCAGUCAGGCUGGAGUCAAGAGACGGGAGAUGGGCAGUUCUGGGUGCGAAUAGAGUGAAUUCUAGCAUUAAUCAGCACUGGCUCCCAUGAUUACUGCAGCCUCUGGAGUCACGGCAAUGUGCUGUCACACCCAGCAGGUCAUUUGGUUUAAAGCUCCAACCAAAUCCUCUAGUAGUAAAGCACAUAAAUUAAAUUGUUGCUUAGUUUAAUGUAAAGCCAUGAUAGACAGAUAGGAAAUAAAUCACACUGCCUUGGAACCUGUUUACAAACUUCUCAAAGAGAAAAUACAUUGGGCUCGUAUCUUGUGUGUCUGAUUGAGUUAUUGAUUGUGUUAGUGUGCAAACCUGUGUGCGUGAGUGUGCUGCUAUCAAAUCCUGCAUGGGUGUGUUAACAUAUACUUGCAUCUGUACUGUGCAUGGACUGUAUAUAUACAUGCAACUAAGCUUCUCUUGCUUACUGUACUGUAUGUGUGUGUGCUUGAUGAUGAGUGAGAGAUUUUGAUGAAGUAUGUGAGUGAAUGAAGAGUCUGAAUGUGCAUAUAACAUUAGCCAUGUAAAAUGUACAAUUUUGUAAAAUGAGUUGACAAAGCGAUGGCUUGCUGAGUUGCAGUCGGUCCCCACGCAGAGGCAGAGGGAGUUUUCUUGAAGAGGGCUAACCACAAGGAAUGCUUUUACCACAGAAAACUGUGGUGUGAUUAAUCACAAAGCCAACAGGCCUCCUAACUGACUGUUUGACCAACAAACUCAUAAAGGCUUCAGGCCUCUUACUGUCACCUCUGUCCAUCCAUUUGUCAGUGUUAUUCUUAUUUCAAUAUACUGCAUAUGCUCAUCUUGUUUUUAUUCUUUGUAUCCACACUCGCUAUGUUCAUUCUAUGUGCCAAAGAUUUUCAUUUCAUAGCUCAUGUUGUACUUAUACAUAUACUUUGUGGCACCUUCACAAUAUUUGAUCUUGGCUAUAUAACAAAGAAAUAUAUUCUGUUGCUGUUAGAAGGUAUCUAAUGGCUCAAAUCUGUGAUUUUUUUUUAAUUAUUAUUUUUUUUGUCCUGUAAGUAUGAGAUGUCAUUUCUUACUGACAUACUGCGAUUAAACACAAAAGGAAUCUGCAGUAGAUAACUAGAGCAGAAAAACAAUAUGCUCUGUUAUACAAAUGGGAUGUCUUGCAUUGAUUUCUCCUUUUGAUCCAUCUUGUAUUUUUUCAUUGCUAACAUUCCAAUGUGACUGUUCAAUUUUACUAGCACUCUGUAUGUUAAAUUGGAUUGAAGAUGAAAAAAUUAAAAGUGAAAAAUAAAGGAUUUUCUGUGAA